Molecule: messenger RNA, 2741 nt
Organism: Scomber japonicus (chub mackerel)
Lineage: Eukaryota; Metazoa; Chordata; Actinopteri; Scombriformes; Scombridae
Gene: hnf1a
Product: HNF1 homeobox a
Exons: 10
Coding region: 778-2463 (561 amino acids)
Biological process (GO): regulation of transcription by RNA polymerase II; pancreas development; insulin secretion
Cellular component (GO): nucleus
Molecular function (GO): DNA-binding transcription factor activity, RNA polymerase II-specific; RNA polymerase II cis-regulatory region sequence-specific DNA binding
Source: RefSeq, a predicted model, not a curated record
UUAAGUGAAUUAAAAAUGCCUAUGACUGUUUUAAAAGCUGAAUUAAGGCAAAUUCCUUGUAUCUCUAUGCUUACCAGGUAUAUGAUCGUUGAAUGCUUGAAAUCUACAACAGCGCUCUCUAGUGGCAUCUCUCUGCUCACUUUAUCUGCUGUGGUUCUGUGCAUAAUAUUAAGCUUUGGCCUAAAAUUGACAUUUUUAACUACAUGCUUUGACAUAAUUAAUAGUUUGGAAUAAUCAUAAUGAAACAAAAAGAGCAUGAAGGGCUGCAAUUUAGUUUUACCUAAAAAUCAGAAAUAUCUACACACAUAAAUGCAUCUCGCUACUUUUCUGUUCGGUUUUCUUUACAAAUGUUUCUGUGCGUGUUUUGAGAGGUGAUCUGUAGUCUCUGCGGCCCUGUGUGCAACUGUAACAUCCCCUCUGUUUUAUUUAUUGUUUUUGAAUUGAACUUUGGUCACCGUUGGGGACUGAGAGAGUGGGGACAAAGUUCACAGGGCGCAUGUAAGGAGGGGGGGGUGAAGAGGAAGAAGGUUAAAAAAAAGAAAAUUGACCUUUGAAAGCAAAACAGCAGGUGGAGAGCUAAAAACCAGGCAGCUCAGGACACAUCGGGAGGAAAUUUAACACAAGGGAAAUGAAAGUAUACUUUCUCUUACACUGAAGAGGGAUUACAGAUGUAAAGGGGCCCGAUGCUGCCCGUCUGGCCGUAGUUUGAGUGUGUCAACUGCACAUGAGAGCAGUGUGUUUGUUUGCGAGGCGGUAGCGAGGUAAGGCAUCAGAAUAAUGGAGGGAGAGGAGAGGGCCAGGGCAGCUAAGGCGAGGUCGAGCCUGACCGCUCUUCAGGAGCAGCUGAUCUGGGCCUUGCUAGGAUCCGGACUGUCCCGGGACGUCCUGGUCCAAGCCUUGGGGGAACUGGAGGGAGACAGGGCGACUGCUGGUGCCGAGAAGGGAGAGAAAGGAGAUGGAGAGAGCUCUGAAGAGGGAGAAAUGGAUUUCCCACCGCCCAUAUUCCGAGAUUUGGAUAAGCUUCCCCCAGAGGAGGCAAACAAACUGAGGACUGAAGUCGAACGGCUACUGCAAGAGGAUCCCUGGCGUGUUGCGAAAAUUGUGAAAAGCUACAUGCAGCAGCACAACCUCCCUCAGAGAGAGGUGGUGGAGUCUACAGGACUCAACCAGUCCCACCUCUCCCAGCACCUCAACAAAGGCACGCCCAUGAAGAACCAGAAGAGAGCUGCUCUGUACACCUGGUACGUCAAGAAGCAGUGUGAGAUCAGCCAGCAGUUCACCAAUGCCAAACAUGGCUUUGGAUCAGUGGAGGACCAAGGAGAGGACACCAGGAAAGGACGGAGGAACAGGUUCAAAUGGGGUCCUGCGUCCCUGCAAAUCCUCUUCCAUGCCUACGAACAACAAAAGAACCCCAGCAAGGAGGAAAGAGAGGGUUUGGUGGAUGACUGUAACAGGGCAGAGUGUCUACAGAGAGGGGUGUCUCCCUCUCAGCUGGCUGGCCUAGGCUCUAACCUGGUGACGGAGGUCCGGGUGUACAACUGGUUUGCCAACCGGCGCAAAGAGGAGGCCUUCCGUCAUAAACUGGCCCUGGACACGCCUUUCACCAACCAGUCUACCUCCUCUUCCAACCCUGCUCUCCCACAUAGUCCUGAGCAUGGUGUGAAAUACAGCCAGCAAAUUGCAUGUGAAACCCUGAGCUCAGUCAGGGGUAGCGGAGGGGAAAGAGUGGGACGCCUGGUGAUCAGCCCUGUCCAAUUGGAGCCAAGCCACACACUCCUCGAGACCCACAAUCCCAAGCCGGUGUCCAGCGGUGGCCCACUGCCCCCAGUAAGCACUCUGACCUCGCUGCACAGUCUGUCUGCAUCCAACACGUCCUCACAGGGCGUCAUCAUGGCCUCACUGCCCAGCAUCAUGAGCCUGGGAGAGUCCUCACUUUUCAUCGGUUUAGCCUCCACCCAGCCUCAGACCAUACCGGUCAUAAACAACGUGGGGGGCAGUUUCACCACUCUGCAGCCAAUCUCAUUCCAGCAGCAGCUUCACGCCUCCCCGCAGCAGCAAAUAUCACAGCAGCUCCACGGUCACAUGGGUGCCAGUCCAUUCAUGGCAACAAUGGCACAGCUGCCAUGUCACAUGUACAACAAGUCUGAUUCUCCCCAGUACCACUCGUCCAGUCUGCUGUCUCAAGCCAUGGUCAUCACUGACAGCAGCAGCCUGGGGACGCUGACCAGCCUCACUGCUGUCCGACAGAUUCUAACAGCAGAUCCUGAAGAACAGACGGACCCAUCCUUACAGGAAGAAUCUCUGCACCUGCAACCCUCCACACCUGUACCAGCUUCCUCCGAGAGCCUCGAGCUGUACCCCGACUCUCAGACGACAGAAAGCCACCAGUCUCACCUCCUCUCACCUUCACCAACAGACAUCAGCUCCUACAUUCCUACACAAAUGGUUUCUACUGCGCAAUAGGAGCGCUUUGCCAGCAUGUGUCUACCCACUGUCAGCUGGACUCAUUCAUGUGGUAUUGUGUGGGAUGGACAGAUACCUCAGGUGUAACUUUCCAGAGAAACCACAUCAAAUUUUGGAGGAUGUCUGGGGUCACGAACCACAAGGAUUCAACGUUGAUGUUUCAAACUCCAAACCACUGGAAUAUGAACAAGGAUCAACAAUAGAGAAGAUUUACUUUUGAUACAACAGGGAAUCCAAUGAAAAAUCAAAACCAAAACAUGUUUUUAUUAAAGUAAUUU